AUGCAGCUUCGAAGCAUUUUGUUCCACAGCGACAGAUGGAAGGAAUUUGUGCCAGCCGAGUUGCACGACGAGGUAGAGGCAAAAGUUAAGAAGGCGAGACCACUUGUCUCAGAGGAAGAAAUGGACAAACAUAAUGUACCAUUGUAUUUGCGGGAUGCUUGUGUUCAUCGUGUUAUUCCUCUCAAUCAUUGCCGACAUGAAAAUUUCUACAAUCCUUUCAAGUGUAAUGACGAACGAGUCAGAUAUGAAAGAUGCCAAUACAAGAGAUACUUGAGGUGGGUGCAAAAGUCACAAGAGUUAUGGCGAAGAGAGGAAAAGCUGAGAAUUAUCAAGGAGAAGUUGGAAAAAGCCAAGAAGAAUGCUCCUGCUGAGGAAUAG
This is a messenger RNA of Naegleria lovaniensis, 378 nucleotides long. RefSeq lists its product as uncharacterized. Gene Ontology annotation, cellular component: mitochondrion. NCBI's taxonomy places the organism in Eukaryota, Heterolobosea, Eutetramitea, Acrasida, Naegleriidae. The transcript has 2 exons. Bases 1 to 378 code for a protein of 125 amino acids. The record is from RefSeq and is a predicted model, not a curated record.